UCCUCUCUCCCCCACAGGCGGAGCUUUGUCUCCAUAGAACUUACACCCACCCAGUCACUUGUGCCUCCCAGCAGCUUCCCAUUGACAGCACAUUACAGAGGCAGCCAAAGAGCACUGUCCCGGUUACCUCGGAUCGUAUCCGGACUGCAGUACCGCCCCGACUCGAUUCCCUUCGAUUUCUAUUUGGCAAAUAGGCGCUAAGGAAGGGGGGAGUCGCUCCAGUAACUGGCAGGGGAAGAUGCACAAACUGUUUCCCUGGGGGGGACACUCGGAAAGGCUUAUCUCUCAGCUGCCCCAUGAAGUGGAUAGAAGUGUUGGGGAGCCCCAUGCUGCCUGAAUGAGCUGCGCCCUGACGCACGUAAGUAGGGUGAAGUUUGCUUGAAACUUGCUUGAAAGUACUGGAAAAGUCCCUCCUUGCAUAUGUUUCUUAACUACAACUCAACUACAACUCCCAGAAUCCCCAAUAAGUCUGCAAUAGUUUGUCUCCUUUGUAGGUGUUUUCUCUUUUUACUCUUGCAAUCAAUACCCUGCUGCUUUCACCCUUGGGGAGAUCAGAGGAACAGAAGAUGCCUGGCAAUUGGCUGAUGUUGCUAAUUCUUCUCCAUGGCUGUCUAGCAAGGCCACCAGAUGACCAUGAUUACUAUCACCAAGAAAUCCUGACAAGGGACCAUUACUAUUCAUACCCGGACCCUGAGGAGUCACAGACACCCCUGGAGCCAGGUCCAGAGCCUGAAGAACCCCAGCAACCUGGAAUGGAAGUCAUAUAUGAGACCCAGGACACCAGAGAUGAAGUUUACCAAGCAUCCAAAAAAGAUUUCCAACCCAAGAAAGGGAAUAAGAAAGAGGACAAGACUCAUGUACAGAUGCAAGCCAAAAACGGUAGCAAGAAGUCAGAGAAGAACAAGAAGAGCCCUGAGAAACUUGUCUUUGGAGCCACGGAAGAAAAGACUUUCCAUGAAGUCAGAGAAAGUUGCCCACCUCUUGGACUAGAAACGUUAAAAGUUACAGACUUUCAGCUUCAUGCGUCGACUGUGAAACGCUAUGGACUGGGAGCCCACAGAGGCCGCCUCAACAUUCAGGCAGGGGUGAAUGAAAAUGACCUCUAUGAUGGAGCGUGGUGUGCAGGGAGGAAUGAUGCGCACCAGUGGAUAGAGAUAGAUGCUCGCAGACUGACCAAAUUCACAGGAGUCAUUACUCAAGGCAGAAACUCACUCUGGCUGAGUGACUGGGUGACAUCCUACCGAGUAAUGGUCAGCAAUGAUAGCCACAGUUGGGUUGUUUCCAGAAAUGAAUCUGGAGAGAUGCUUUUUCAGGCAAACAGCGAGAAAGAGAUUCCUGUCCUAAAUGAACUUCCAGAGCCCUUGACAGGACGUUAUAUUAGGAUCAACCCUCGUUCCUGGUAUGGAGAUGGGAACAUCUGCAUGAGGAUUGAAAUCCUUGGAUGUCCUUUACCAGACCCAAAUAAUUACUAUCACAGACGCAAUGAGAUGACAACGUCAGACAACCUGGACUUCCGACAUCACAAUUAUAAGGAGAUGAGGCAGCUGAUGAAGGUGGUGAACGAGAUGUGCCCCAACAUCACACGCGUGUAUAACAUUGGCCGAAGCCAUCAAGGCCUGAAGCUGUAUGCAAUGGAAAUGUCUGAUAACCCCGGGGAGCACGAAGUUGGGGAGCCAGAGUUCCGUUACAUGGCCGGAGCACAUGGCAAUGAGGUUUUAGGCCGGGAGCUUCUUCUCCUCUUGAUGCAGUUCCUGUGCCAGGAAUAUCAAGCUGGCAACAAGCGAAUCCGCCACCUGAUCACCAACACACGCUUACACUUCCUGCCGGCUGUCAACCCCGAUGGCUUUGAUAAGGCUGCCGACCUGGGUUCAGAGUUAGGUGGGUGGUCACUUGGCCGUUGGACGUCUGAUGGCAUUGACAUAAAUAACAACUUUCCAGACUUAAACUCAUUGCUGUGGGAGGCUGAAGACCGACCAAGGAAUAUCCGCAGAGUCCCCAACCAUCACAUCCCUAUUCCGGAUUGGUUCCAGCAUGAAAAUGCCACAGUUGCCAUGGAAACUCGUGCCCUUAUCACUUGGAUGGAGAAGAUCCCCUUUGUGCUGGGGGCAAAUCUUCAGGGAGGGGAGCUGGUGGUGUCCUACCCUUAUGACAUGGUACGUUCUCCUUGGAAGACCCAGGAGUAUACUGAAACCCCAGAUGACCAUGUUUUCCGUUGGCUGGCCUAUUCCUAUGCCUCUACCCAUCGGCAUAUGACAGACUCCAGCCGCAGGCCCUGCCACUCUGAGGACUUCAACAAAGAAGAAGGCACGGUGAAUGGGGCAUCAUGGCACACAGUGGCUGGAAGCAUUAAUGACUUUAGCUACCUACACACCAACUGCUUUGAGAUUUCAAUAUAUCUGGACUGUGAUAAAUACCCUCAUGAGAGCGAGUUACCAGAACAAUGGGAAAAUAACCGGGAGUCCCUCAUUGUUUUCAUGGAGCAGGUUCACCGUGGGGUGAAGGGAGUUGUGAGAGAUGUGUAUGGACGGGGGAUUGCCAGUGCCAUUAUAUCAGUGGAAGGCAUUAACCAUGACAUUCGCACAGCGAGCGAUGGAGAUUACUGGAGGCUGCUUAACCCAGGAGAGUAUGCAGUGACGGCCCGCGCGGAAGGAUUCACAUCCUCUACCAAGAACUGCGCGGUGGGAUACGAGAUGGGAGCUACGCGCUGUGACUUUAUCCUGGCCAAAUCAAACCUGGCGCGCAUCAAAGAGAUCAUGCAGAAGUUUGGAAAACAGCCAGUCAGCAUGUCUCUUCGCCGGAGAAGGAUUAGAUUCAGACUGGGGCAUCAUGCCUAGAAUUCACCCCAUACCUUCUAGAGAACAAACGUUGAUAGACCUAGAACAUAAAACUCCUCUGGAUGCCUUAGGCUGAAGGAAUACAAACAGCAAGCAACUUGCUCACUAAGCACAACCUAUUCUUAUGGCUGCUUUCAGUCUUUCCUUGGCUCCUUGAACUUGUAUUUUAUGACUGCCCUUUAAGCAUAUUUAGCAUAUGCUAUGCUUUGAACAUCAUUAAGCCGUCAAUUUCCAAAGGAGUCAGCAAUGUAUUCCAUUUGAAAGUAGUUAUAUAACCAACUGCUGGCUAAGUAUAUGAUAAAAACAACAUGUAUCGUUAGAUAGUAUCAUGGGGCUGAUCAUCUUCAGACGUUGCCGUCUCUGGAACUACCUGUUAUACAUUUCCCAUUCUUUGUACAAGGCACAAAUGACGCCGCAGUGAGAAAGACAUGUCAGACUAACCUAAUGACUACAGUCUCCUCAACGGUAAAAUGGAAAAUUCUCUUGCUUCUGUCAAAGGAAAUCAGGCUCUUCAAUGUGAAAUGACUGAACUCAAUAGCCUUUAAAGAGAAGUGAUUAAAGCACAUUGUGCUUAAAUCAGGGGGGAUGAUAUUAGAGCUCCUGUAUCCAGACUCGAGUGCGGUUCUUCAUUUUUACUAUGUUUCCCUUUGAUUGUCUUCUGCUCCUUAAAGUGUUCCUGCCGAGAGAUCCUGUUCUUAAUUUAUGGGAUGUUUAAUCAGUUUUCUGUUAGUGAGAUGAAAUGAUGCAUUAGUCCUUGAAGCCAGAUUGAUCUCUUUAGUGUACUGCCUAGUUACCCUAGAAUGAUUACAUGCCAUGUAUCAGGAAUUGCCUAAAGGUGUUUAAGAUCUAAAUAAACAUGUUACAAAUAGCAAAA
Xenopus tropicalis (tropical clawed frog) is the source of this 3708-nucleotide messenger RNA. It is a transcript of the gene cpxm2, whose product is annotated as carboxypeptidase X (M14 family), member 2. Gene Ontology annotation, molecular function: metallocarboxypeptidase activity; zinc ion binding. Gene Ontology annotation, biological process: proteolysis. NCBI's taxonomy places the organism in Eukaryota, Metazoa, Chordata, Amphibia, Anura, Pipidae. The transcript has 15 exons. The record is from RefSeq and is a predicted model, not a curated record. Bases 567 to 2834 code for a protein of 755 amino acids. Gene Ontology annotation, cellular component: extracellular region.